AUGAAAAUAGAAUAAAAUUAAAAGAAACACAAUACAUUCUUAAAAAGAUUCACUGAAAUAUCAGGGAUUAGCUAUCUUUCGUUAAAUAAGAAAAAUAAAUAAAGAGAGUGAAUUUGAGGUUGGUUUGUGCUGUGUUCCAAACUUCAUCCCGUCUGAAGUUUCUCUUGUUUUGUAUUCCAUUCUGUAUCUAUGGCUUUUAAAACAUUCACGGCUUCAAUCAAACUGUUGAUAGACCAGGAAAGAAACAAGGUACUUCUUGCUGAAGCUGGGAAUGAUUUUAUUGAUACUCUCCGCAGCCUUCUUAAGUUGCCGCUUGGAAACAUUGGUCUACUCUUUCGCAAAAAUAAAUGCCUGCUGACCAGUUGCUUGGAUAACCUAAACAACAGCGUCGAGAAUCUCAGCCUCAACAGCUUUCGAACCCAUGCCUGUAAGCGUAUGUUGCUUUAUCCGAGAAGCAUUCAUAAAGACAAGCCAGUCCAGUAUUUUACAUGCAAAAAGAGGGGAUGUGGUUUGUUGAGUUAUUAUGAAACUUCAAGAUGCUCUUGCGGAAAGUUGAUGAAUAGUGAGAUAUAUUUAGAAGAAAUGGAGAGAGAUGGGGUAAAAGAUGAAAAUGAGGGAGGGUUCUGUAAAGUAGAAUCCAGGUUUUUCAUCACUGACGAUUUAAGGGUGAUGAAAGGAUUACCAGGUGAUCUCAUUCAAUUCCUUAGUAAGUUGGGUAUCAAGGAUGUUAAUAUGAAUGCUGUUAAGGAACUUGAAAUUGGUUCAAAAGAGAUAUUUAAUCUUUUGAGCCAUUCAUUGAUCUCAAAGACUACUCUGACCGAUGUUUUUCUAAGAAAACAAGGAACGAUGUUAGUUGAACGGCCCUUGCUCAUAGGUCCAAGUACCAAGGAGACAACUGCAAAAGAUGGCAAAACAAGAGUGAAGAUAAUGGAGAGAAAGUCAGAUAGGAAGAUCUUGUAUGCUGAAGCAAAUGAAGAUUUCGUUGACCUCUUAUUUAGCCUCCUCACAAUCCCUCUAGAAUCGGUGUUACAACUUGUAGGAGAUCGUUACAUCAUAGCUGGAUCUUAAAAGCAUGAAUGCAAGCCAUUUUGAAAUAUGAUCUAAUUGUUGUCAGGGUCUGUUUUUGCCCUAGUUGCAUAAGAUCAAGUUAAAGCCAUUUCAUUUUGUAAGUUCUGGUUUAUAUAAGGCAAAAACAAAGAGAGUU
Messenger RNA from Gossypium raimondii (Peruvian cotton), 1204 nucleotides. RefSeq lists its product as uncharacterized. The transcript is spliced from 2 exons. NCBI's taxonomy places the organism in Eukaryota, Viridiplantae, Streptophyta, Magnoliopsida, Malvales, Malvaceae. The record is from RefSeq and is a predicted model, not a curated record. The coding region runs from base 190 to 1068 and encodes 292 amino acids.